AUGCCGAUGGACGAGAUGCUGAUGGUCUUCUUCACAUCAACGCAGACAGCUCUCUGGUCCGAGUCCUGGUGGCCGUUGACGACUGGACAAUAUGCCGGAACUUGCAUCUUCCUCAUCGCACUCGCGGUGAUCUUCCGAGGCCUGCUUGGUGUGCGGAUGCACUUCGACAAGAUAUAUUCUUGGAUGGUCUAUCGCCAUGAUACGAAGGUCUUGAGGAAGUAUGGUUUCGAGAAAGAUCAGGUCAAGGUGCCAGAGGGCGAGGUUCGUGCUGCUCGAUGGAGUGUAAACGAGGAGCUGUUCAGGGCGGUUUUGGAUACUGUUAUUGCUGGCUUCAGCUACCUUCUUAUGCUCGCGGUGAUGACAAUGAACGUUGGAUACUUCAUGUCGGUUCUUGGGGGUGUCUUUCUAGGUAGCUUUGUGCUUGGGCGAUACACAGGGGCUGCUGCUGCCCACUGA
Messenger RNA from Zasmidium cellare ATCC 36951, 456 nucleotides. RefSeq lists its product as uncharacterized. Bases 1 to 456 code for a protein of 151 amino acids. The transcript is spliced from 2 exons. Gene Ontology annotation, biological process: copper ion transmembrane transport; intracellular copper ion homeostasis. Gene Ontology annotation, molecular function: copper ion transmembrane transporter activity. NCBI's taxonomy places the organism in Eukaryota, Fungi, Ascomycota, Dothideomycetes, Mycosphaerellales, Mycosphaerellaceae. Gene Ontology annotation, cellular component: plasma membrane. The record is from RefSeq and is a predicted model, not a curated record.